Messenger RNA from Vicia faba (fava bean), 1005 nucleotides. NCBI's taxonomy places the organism in Eukaryota, Viridiplantae, Streptophyta, Magnoliopsida, Fabales, Fabaceae. The record is from the annotation of a GenBank genome assembly.
AUGCUUGGAAUGGUGCAGUCGCCACAAGCGGUCCCGAAAGUUCAGCCAGUGGUUCCGCAGAACAGUCAGCUGACAAUACAGCCAACACAACAGCCAGUCGUUCAGCCCGCCCCAUUAUUGCCUGGGAAGGGUGGCACACAGGAUCAAGCAGGUGUAUCUCACACUCAUAUUCCUCCGAGGAAACACCAAAACCAGCCUUCAGUGCCAGUUUCGUAUUCGACUGUUCCUGCAACGAGUCAUCUGUCUCAGCCCAUGGCUGCACAUUCUAUGCAGAUGCCACAACAGCCCAAAGGACAUCUGACUCCGCAAGUGGCUCCGGCAACUGUUCCACAAUCAUCACAACUUCCAAAGAUACCUCCACCCUCUGUUCAUUCAUCUUCACAGCCACAUCAUCCAACACAAAUGCCAACUGCCUCUAAUCAGCAACCGUUGCAGACACCUGGAUUUCCGCAUAUGCCUAUGCAGCCACCACUGCCACCACAGCUCAGACCACCUUCAGUGCAAACCUUCCAUCCCCAAUAUCCCCCACAAAUGGGUGCAAACUUAGGCUUUCAACAUGCUGGUGGUGCUUCUCACAAUCAUCCGCAACCCAUGUAUCAUCCUGGUGCAAAACCUCCUUCUAAUGUUGGAUCUGCGUUCCCACUGGGGCAGGCACCACUACAAAAUCCACAAUCAUCUCAGUCACCUUAUCAGGUUGGAAAUAUGCCUUUCGGGUCUGAUUUUGGCAGUCAAGCUGGAAAUGCAAUGCAAAUUGAUAGAGGGUCUUCUUGGAUGCCUGGUCCUUCAGAAAAUCUAUCACAGCAUUCUGGUCCUCCGGGACCACCAUCUAUGGUUGCUGGUCAGAUGGGUGCUGCUAAUCAGUCUCUUCGGCCUCCUGCGUUGACCCCAGAUAUGGAGAAGGCAUUGCUUCAGCAGGUCAUGAGUCUCACACCAGAGCAGAUAAAUCUUCUGCCUCCGGAACAAAGAAAUCAAGUGUUGCAACUGCAGCUAAUGUUGCGUAAAUGA